AGUUAAAAUCACGUUCCCUCCUUGGUACUUCCUCAGUCCCUAUCGGAAGCUGAGACUUCUCUGCACUUCGGAGUCCUCUCUCUCUCUCUGCUGAAAAAGGCUUUGAUUGAGAAACGAUUCGUAUUCGCAUCAGAUCUGAAGCAGGGAGAAUUCACAGAGAACAGAAAGAAAUCUAUUCAAAAUGUCGAGCGGAAUCGACGAUUUUGACGAAGACGAGCUUCUGCAAUUCGCCUUACAAGAGCAAGCAGAGAGAGACCUCAAUUACCGAAAUCCCCAAGUUUCCAAGUCUUCCAAGCCUUCCAAGCCAGUCGUUAAUCUCAUUCAGCCACCUCCGCCCAAAAACACUAGCUCUAAGCCUUCUCAGGUCCUGAAAUCUCGUCGAGCUGUUGACGAUGGCGAUGAUUCGGAGGUCGAGAUGCUUAGUAUAUCAUCCGGCGAUGAGGAUUAUUCCAAGGACGGUGGUAACGCUGCAAAGAAUCGUGCUUCUGUCGGUAGUGGAAGAGGGAGAGAUGAUGCGGUUGAUCGGGGUUGGGAUGGUGAUGAACCGUAUCGCUGGAAGCAAGUCGACGAGGCCGAGCUUGUUCGUAGGGUUCGUGAAAUGCGGGAAACAAGGAUAAUUUCUGUACCUCAAACCUUGGAACGGAAGGGUUCAACAUUGGGUCAAAAAGGGCUUAACAAUAUACAUUCCUUCCCUCGAGGAAUGGAAUGUGUGGAUCCACUGGGGCUGGGGGUCAUAAAUAACAAGUCAUUGAGGUUGGUCACUGAGACUUCAGAAAUUUCCCCAGCCACACUUGAUAAGGAUUAUUUAGAUACUAGCACUCGUGAAAAAUUGAUGUAUUUCUCUGAGAAGUUUGAUGCAAAGCUAUUUCUAUCCCAAGUACAUCAAGACACAAGUGGAGCAGACUUGGAGGCUGGUGCUCUUACACUCAAAAGUGAUCUUAUAGGACGUACUCAGCAGAGAAAACAAUUAGUUAAAGAAAAUUUUGACUGUUUCGUCUCUUGCAAGACUACAAUUGAUGAUAUUGAUUCAAAAUUGAAGCGAAUAGAAGAAGAUCCUGAAGGAGCAGGAACUGCUCAUUUGUUUAACUGUAUGCAAAACGUCAAUUCACUGGCGCAUCGUGCUUUUGAGCCUCUUUUUGAGAGACAGGUUCAAGCCGAGAAGAUCAGGUCUGUUCAAGGAAUGCUCCAGAGAUUCCGAACACUAUUCAAUUUGCCAAGCGUAAUACGCGGGAGCAUCAGCAAGGGUGAAUAUGACUUGGCAGUAAGGGAAUACCGGAAAGCAAAGUCGAUUGUUCUGCCUUCCCAUGUGGGAAUUCUAAAACGUGUUCUUGAGGAGGUGGAAAAACUGAUGCUUGAGUUCAAAGGCAUGCUUUACAAGUCCAUGGAAGAUCCACAAAUUGACCUGGCAGAUCUUGAAAACAUUGUGAGACUGUUGUUGGAGCUGGAACCUGCGUCAGACCCUGUAUGGCAUUAUCUAAAUAUUCAGAAUGACAAGAUUCGAGGGUUGCUUGAAAGAUGUGCCAUAGAUCAUGAAGAAAAGAUGGAAGCUUUGCAUAAUGAGAUCCGUGAGAGAGCACUCUCUGACGAAAGGUGGAGGCAGAUCCAGCAAGAUUCAAACCAAUCUUAUCAGUCAGAUGUCGACUGUUCCCUCCUUGGGGAUGCCCCUGUGCCAGUAGAUUCAGAAGUGGAUGCUCUAAGAGGAAGGUAUAUCCGCAGGUUAACUGUGGUGCUUAUCCAUCAUAUACCUGCCUUCUGGAAAGUGGCACUUUCUGUGUUCAGUGGGAAAUUUGCGAAGGUUUGGUUGGAUGAGUCAAGAUCUGGUUCUUUCUCCAUUUAUUAUGAAUCAUCCCAAGCUUCUGCGGAAUUGAAUGUCAAAGCUUCCAUCAAUAAGGUUGGUGACAAAGGUGAUGUGAAGUAUUCAAGUCAUUCUCUUGAUGAAGUUGCUGGAAUGAUACACAGUACAAUGUCAGCCUAUGAAGUCAAGGUCCAUAACACUUUUCGUGAUCUUGAAGAAUCAAAUAUUCUUUGUCCAUACAUGAGUGAUGCCAUAAAGGAGAUAUUAAAGGCAUGCCAAACUAUUGAAGGAAAAGAGUCAGCUCCUCCGAGUGUUGUUACAAGUUUACGCACACUUCAUGUGGAGAUCACAAAGAUCUACAUACUCAGAUUCUGCUCGUGGAUGCGGGCUAUGACUGAAGAAAUAGCAAAAGAUGAAUUAUGGAUCCCCGUGUCCGUUCUUGAACGAAACAAAUCCCCAUACACAAUAUCUUUAUUGCCUCUAUCUUUCCGCACAAUGAUGAGCUCUGCAAUGGAUCAGAUCAGUUCGAUGAUUCACAGCCUAAGGAGUGAGGAUAUGAAAUCAGAUAACAUGUUUCUGCAACUUCAAGAAAUUCAAGAAUCUGUGAGGCUUGCAUUUCUGAACUGUUUUGUGGAUUUUGCAGCUCAUCUGGAACGUAUUGGGGGUGAAAUCUCUCAGAAUAAGUUGAAUCAAGAAACAUCACAUGUAGAAAAUGGAUAUUUUCAACCUCAAGCGAAAGGUCAUAGUCUUCACCCUGGCAAUGUUUGUGAUCCUCAUCAAAAGCUGUUGAUAGUAUUAAGUAAUAUUGGAUAUUGCAAAGAUGAGCUUUCACAUGAGUUGUACAACAAAUACAAAUAUAUCUGGCUGCAGCCUAGGGAUAAAAAUGAAGGGGACAGUGAUAUACAAGAUUUGGUAAUGUCUUUCUCUUCACUUGAGGAGAAGGUCCUGGCACAGUAUACUUUUGCAAAGGGGGUACAACUUAUGCCGCGCUCAAUUUUACCCACAUCUUCCCCACAUGGUCAUUAGCUUGAUCUGGUCAGGAUGUUUGAGCCCUCUAUUUAUUCAAACCCCACAACGUCUAUAUUG
This is a messenger RNA of Macadamia integrifolia, 2881 nucleotides long. RefSeq names its product exocyst complex component SEC5B-like. The transcript is spliced from 18 exons. Gene Ontology annotation, cellular component: exocyst. Gene Ontology annotation, biological process: exocytosis; Golgi to plasma membrane transport. NCBI's taxonomy places the organism in Eukaryota, Viridiplantae, Streptophyta, Magnoliopsida, Proteales, Proteaceae. The record is from RefSeq and is a predicted model, not a curated record. Bases 182 to 2821 code for a protein of 879 amino acids.